Messenger RNA from Rodentolepis nana, 798 nucleotides. Lineage: Eukaryota; Metazoa; Platyhelminthes; Cestoda; Cyclophyllidea; Hymenolepididae. The record is from the annotation of a GenBank genome assembly.
AUGGGAGCACCACAUUCCAGCACGUUUUAUACUGAAUACGAAGACCAUCAACAAGCGAUUAAUCACCUUCUCGGAAUUGACUUACCAAAAUUUGUAAUGAAAAUCACCCAAGGAAAACCCAUCCCACAUGAACCGAUUAAUUACAGCUCCAUGAGAUACCUCAAACUACCUUCCAAAGUUUGCGCGCUAGAAGGACCGAAUAAAAACGACCGAUUUGACAUUGUUGUUGUCGUUAAAACAGGUGUCUUCAAUUUUGAAAGAAGACGAAUACAUAGAGAGGCACAUGCCCAUAUUAAGGAUCGCCAACUUGAUGGAUUUCGAAUUGGCAUUGUAUAUUCAGUUGGCACCCAACGAAAAAUUAACUCUAACAAAUUUAACAUCACUUCUGGAUUGACUUUGGAGCUUUUUGGAAAGAAUGGAAAGCUCUUAAAGGAGAAAUCGCCAAAUGAAACUCAAGAACAAUUGUAUAGGGAAGUAAAAGAAUAUGGUGAUCUUAUUGUGGGUGAUUACGAAGACACUUACUACAACCUCACUCUCAAAAUGAUGCAUUCAUACUACUGGUUCGCAUACUUUUGUCAUCCAAGCAAGCCCAUACUCAUCUAUCUCGAUGACGAUUUCGCUUUCAAUGCUACUUAUUUGAGACGCUUCGUGAAAGGUUUAUCACCAUAUCAACGAGAAAAUCUUGUAGCUGGAAGACCGAAAUGGCAUGGUCCAGUAGUUCGAUUUGGAAAUGCCAAUUUUGGAUGGAAGUGGGGACAGUUGAAAUCAGAGGAACCAUGGAACUUUCAUGCCCCGUAA